This is a messenger RNA of Camellia sinensis, 483 nucleotides long. Lineage: Eukaryota; Viridiplantae; Streptophyta; Magnoliopsida; Ericales; Theaceae. The record is from RefSeq and is a predicted model, not a curated record.
AUGGGUGCCUUUCAUGAAUUUAUUAAGAAAUUGCUUCGUGCUGAUGUUUUGAAGAAUCAAUUAAUGCAUAAGGUUAAGAGGUUAAAGAAGUACCAAAUCAAUGCUGAGAAAGGCAAGGAUCCGAUUUUUACCAAGCCCCAUGAGCUCAAGACCUUCGAGCUUUCCAAGAAAAUAUGGGGUGGUGGAGCGAAUAAUGUUGACGAUAGCGCUCGUAAGAGUGACACUACAAAAUCAAGAAAGCAUGUUAAGCUCGUCUUGCAAGAGACGUCGAAGGUCGAAGUAAACGACCCAAUUGUUGAUCAAAAGGACUUUUGGUCUAUGUUCCCUUGCUUGAAAGAGUCUCUAGAGUUGAAGGAUUAUUCUAAUUUGUCAAUGCCAGAGCUCGGAAAGAAUUCAAUGAAGGAUAGUAUGAGUAUGAUUAGGACUGCGAAGGCGAUGGAGUUGGAAGAAAAGUGGAAGAACUUGUGCAAGGAUGGAAGUUAG